Messenger RNA from Oncorhynchus gorbuscha (pink salmon), 4887 nucleotides. RefSeq names its product amyloid-beta A4 precursor protein-binding family A member 1-like. Gene Ontology annotation, cellular component: plasma membrane; cytoplasm; dendritic spine. The transcript is spliced from 13 exons. Gene Ontology annotation, biological process: chemical synaptic transmission. The coding region runs from base 386 to 3499 and encodes 1037 amino acids. The record is from RefSeq and is a predicted model, not a curated record. Lineage: Eukaryota; Metazoa; Chordata; Actinopteri; Salmoniformes; Salmonidae. Gene Ontology annotation, molecular function: protein binding; amyloid-beta binding.
ACAGCUGACUAGCCCAGCCGGGUAGAGGGAGAGGUGGGGAACGAAACGACAGACGGUGGAAUUGCAUGGAAGACUCACCGCACUCUAGUAGAAACACCGAUAUUGAAAGGCUGGAGCUGCUGUGAUCUGAGGCACUGUCCCUACAUGCCUGUACCAGUCUAAGGACUCCAGUAGUUGCUUUCAACCCUACCAUCUCCACUUUACCACAGAACCAUAGGGUCCAACCCUGGCCUCUGCUCCAAGGAGCCACCUAACCGCCCUCCACACCCGUUGAUGGUUCUAGAAGCCUCAGAAGAUCUGAGCUGCUUGUCUCCCACACGACGGCAGGCCAUGCAUUUUGCCUAAACCCACCCCCCCUCUUCCUCUCAACCAAUCCGAGGCAGCCAUGAACCCCCAGGAGGCGGAGUUAGGCCAGGAACUGAGCGAGGACGUGGAAGCCGACUUGCCCCCUCCUCAACGCCGUCGCCACGACAACAACACUGCCACAAACAGCAGGCGACCCCGGCAGCCUAGCAACCAUAGUAGUGAAAACAACAACGACGCUGCUCCGCGCUACAGGAGGUAUAAUGAGGCCCCUGGUGCAGGUGUCAGCAGAAUCAGAGGAGCCCCACAGCGGAGGUCAACAGAGGAGCCAGAGGCAGAGCUGCACCAGGGGGCCCAGUCUCCUCCCCAGCAGCCUCAGCCCCAGCAGGCCCAGGGUCAGUCUCUGCCCAUCCCGCGACCCGCAGUGACACGUUACCGCAGACAGGAGGACAGUGAGGCCAGACUCAGAGCACAGCAGCAGAGACACACACAGAGACAGCAGAGAGAGGCUGAGAGGGCCCAGCAACAACAACCACCACCACCAGGCCCACAGCCUGUUCACUCUCUACCCCCACAACUAGAUGAGACGGAGGAACAACCACCUCCACCAGGCCCACAGCCUGUUCACUCUCUACCCCCACAACUAGAUGAGCCGGAGGAGGAUGAGGGGGAGAGAGAGAGGGAGAGAGAGGGUGAUGAUCAUGCAUUAGCUCGUUCUGCUAGCACGGAAAGUGGUUUCCACACACACACAGACCGGGCGGAGGGCGACGCCGUCAUGACACUAGAUCCUGAGGCAGAGGACGACUGCGGUACCUACGAGGUGACCCUUCGCCCAGAGGCAGAGGGAUACACAGAGAGUGCUGAGUCAGAGCAACAACACCCCCACCCCAACCUGAACCUCAACUACCCACCUCUGCCCCCUCCCUUACCCCGGGAACCCCUACCAGAUGUUGGGAGACCCCCCAGUCAGGAGGAGGCAGAGGAGACCCUGAACCCUGGAGGAGGUUACUCCAACUACGUGUACACCCAGCCUCUCUACCGCCGUGGGGGAGGGGCCAGCAGAAAAGGGGGGCGGGACAGUAACAUGGAGGAAGGGGUGGAGCCAGAAGACGAGGCGUAUUCUGAAGCCUACGACUACUCCCUGACAGAACACGUCUACGAGGAGAUCGGCGACGCUCUCUCUUCUGCCGCAAAGGUUGCAGAGCCUAUGGACGCCAAUGAGAACCUCCAGCAGAGGAAGGCAGGGUUCCAUCUGUUUGAGGGGCGGGAAGGAGGCGGGGACUACCGACAGCAGGAGGCGGUGGGGUCACGGCUCCACCACUACGAUGAACGCUCGGAUGGGGAGUCGGACAGCCCGGAGAAGGAGGCGGAGUUUGCUCCGUACCCACGGGCAGACAGUUGCGACCAGGACGGGGAAGAGGACAUCGACAUGAUCGUAGCCGAGGUCAGGGAGAGUCUCAGCUCUCAGAGUCUGGAGAGAGCUGCUGCCGGGCUACGGGAGGGAGGAGAGGAAGAGGACAUGAUGGAAGGAGGAGAGGAAGAGGAGGGAGAGUGGCCCGAAUCCGAACACGCUCACAAUUCUCAAUCCGAUGCGCCCACAGACUCCACAUACCGCAAGGGAGAGAUAGAAGGAGAGGGAGAUGAGAGUGAAGAAGAGAGCUUCCCACCCUCAGCAGAAUCUGACGACUGGUCUGGGGUUCGCAACAGUCGUGAAAAGAGAGACGCCAUCUCCCUGGCCAUAAAGGACAUCAAGGAGGCCAUAGAAGAGGUGAAGACCAGGACGGUGAGGUCACCCUAUACCCCUGAUGAACCUAAAGAGCCCAUUUGGGUGAUGAGACAGGACCUGAGCCCCACCGCUGAGUGCUGUGACCUGCAGCCCUCACUAGGUGGCGACUCUCCAGGCUCAGACUCUCAGGCCUCUCCUCAGGGGGCGGAGUCUUCUGUCCGGACGCCCAUGCUCGAGGGGAGUGACAGCUUCGAGUCUCCACCGCCCUCCACUAAAGAGUCCAGGAGAAGCCUCGCCUCCUUCCCUACCUAUGUAGACGUCCCAGGUCCGUGUGACCCAGAGGACCUGAUUGAUGGGAUCAUAUUUGCUGCUAACUACCUGGGCUCCACCCAGCUGCUGUCUGACAAGACGCCCUCCAAGAACGUCCGUAUGAUGCAGGCCCAGGAGGCCGUCAGCCACAUCAAGCAGACUCCAGAGGGUGAGGCCCAGCCCAUGACAGAGGUGGAUCUCUUCAUCUCCACCCAGAGGAUCAAAGUCCUCAAUGCUGACUCACAGGAGACCAUGAUGGAUCACACCCUGAGGACCAUCUCCUACAUCGCUGACAUCGGCAACAUCGUGGUUCUGAUGGCGAGACGCCGUAUGCCCCGCCCAGACUCAACGGACAGUGUGGAGGUGUCUGAACCUGACCAGGAGGAGAAACAAAGCCAGUACAAGAUGAUUUGUCACGUUUUCGAGUCGGAGGAUGCCCAGCUGAUAGCCCAGUCUAUAGGCCAGGCCUUCAGUGUGGCGUACCAGGAGUUCUUGAGGGCCAAUGGCAUCAACCCAGAGGAUCUGAGUCAGAGAGAAUACAGUGAUCUGCUCAACACUCAGGACAUGUACAAUGAUGACCUCAUACACUUCUCCAAGUCUGAGAACUGCAAAGAUGUCUACAUUGAGAAGCAGAAGGGUGACAUUCUGGGCGUGGUGAUUGUGGAGAGUGGGUGGGGCUCCAUCCUGCCCACAGUCAUCAUCGCCAACAUGAUGCAUGCUGGUCCAUCUGAGAAGUCUGGUCGUCUGAACAUCGGAGACCAGAUCAUGUCUAUCAACGGGACCAGUCUGGUAGGACUACCCCUGUCUACCUGCCAGACUAUCAUUAAGGGUCUGAAGAACCAGUCUCGUAUCAAGCUGAACAUCGUAAGGUGUCCUCCCGUAACCACGGUGCUCAUCAGACGACCUGACCUCAGAUACCAGCUGGGCUUCAGCGUACAGAAUGGCAUUAUCUGCAGCCUUAUGCGAGGGGGCAUCGCUGAGAGGGGAGGAGUCAGGGUUGGCCACCGCAUCAUCGAGAUCAACAGCCAGAGCGUAGUGGCCACACCCCACGAGAAGAUUGUCCACAUCCUGUCCAACGCCGUGGGAGAGAUCCACAUGAAGACGAUGCCAGCUGCCAUGUACCGCUUGCUAACUGCCCAGGAGCAACCCGUUUACAUCUAGAACCGACCUCACCUUCUGACUUUAUCCUGACCCCUGACCCCCAGCAUCACUGCACCCUCUGUGUGUGAGGCAAUUCCUCCCCCUCUCCCCAAACCCCAGCUCACCAUUGGAGAAUGAAGCUUAUAUAGCCUUAUGAGUGGACCUAUCAUGUGCUCUGGAUUACUCUCCAAUCCGAUUGUUUUGCUGUGGAGAGUAGAGGUGGGCUGUACCAGACAGCUUGUUCAAGCCCCUCCCAUCCCGAGGGUCGUUUCCUGCCCUUCUCUCUCGUUCUCUCCCUCCUCUCUCUCUCUCUCUCUCUCUCUCUCUCUCUCUCUCUCUCUCUCUCUCUCUCUCUCUCUCGUUCUCGUUCUCGUUCUCGUUCUCUCUCUCUCUCUUGCCGGCUGCACUCAUCUGGUAUGUAAUGGUUACCUCUGUGUUCUCCCACAACACAAACAAGAAGAGAAGGAGUGUGAAACCUGCUGAUUAACAAGUGUUACCACUCUGAACAACCAGUCACAUAUUCUUCCUCAUAACAUUCCACACCUUCCAGCUAACAUUAACGAGAGUCGAGGCAGAGGAUGAAAGACUCUGGUAGCCCACCAGAACAGAUGAAGAAAACUAAUCGUUUCCAACUUUAGUUUUUCCCUUUCUUUUGUCUCCAGUAUGUUUUUAUGGCUGAGAUUUGGGCUGAUUUAUCCAACAUUCCAAGCUGCUUUAUCUCUUCUCUAUGCCCAGACAUCUGUUAUUGUCUGAACUCAUCUCAUCCAGAGGAGGUACAUUAUCAAUCAAAUUCAAUCUAAUGUAUUUCUAAAGCCCUUCUUACAUCAGCUGAUGUCUCAAAGUGCUGUAUAGAAACCCAACCUAAAACCCCGAACAGCAAACAAUGUAGAUGUAGAAGCACUACACCCACUCAAUGAUUUACAACCUUCAAAGGAAUCCAUGUUCCCUUACAAAAACAUACGCGUUGUCCAGGAAAACCAGUUCUACGAGCCCGGAGACUCGGUGCGGUUCCAGUCACGUGCACGGCUGAUAUUGGUCUACUCACAUCCAGUCACGUGCACGGCUGAUAUUGGUCUAUUCACAUCCAGUCACGUGCACGGCUGAUAUUGGUCUAUUCACAUCCAGUCACGUGCACGGCUGAUAUUGGUCUAUUCACAUCCAGUCACGUGCACGGCUGAUAUUGGUCUAUUCACAUCCAGUCACGUGCACGGCUGAUAUUGGUCUAUUCACAUCCAGUCACGUGCACGGCUGAUAUUGGUCUAUUCACAUCCAGUCACGUGCACGGCUGAUAUUGGUCUACUCACAUCCAGUCACGUGCACGGCUGAUAUUGGUCUAUUCACAUCCAGUCACGUGCACGGCUGAUAUUGGUCUAUUCACAUCCAGUCACGUGCACGGCUGAUAUUGGUCU